This is a messenger RNA of Cantharellus anzutake, 1006 nucleotides long. RefSeq lists its product as uncharacterized. Lineage: Eukaryota; Fungi; Basidiomycota; Agaricomycetes; Cantharellales; Hydnaceae. The record is from RefSeq and is a predicted model, not a curated record. Bases 246 to 917 code for a protein of 223 amino acids. The transcript is spliced from 4 exons.
UGCUUAAGCGGCUUCCCGUUAAAGAGAGGCUGGUCACCUGCCUACUACAGCAGAAGAAUCUUGUGGCACCAAGAAGUCAUCGAGAAAAGAUGAGUCUCCCUUUUUUGUUUGAACUAUAGUGGCCUGAUACGGCGCAACAGGAGCGGGAAAGGCUGAGGGUACGAAUUUUGAACAAAUGGACAGCGCUUUCGUUGACCUCGGUCAACAUUUGACGCCGGAGCGUGGGAACCAAUUGGACAUCAAUCAUGUCUUCAUCCAACAGCCGUGAAGCCCAAUUCGAGCACAUCGUUUCAGCGCUCAGAAACAGUUUGGGAGCCGCCUCUGGACGGGUGCGGCGUGUUUUUUUGGAUGCUAUUCGCAAAACGGCGGUAGAAUUCCAGUUCGUUGCGAUUGGUUUAAGACAGGCAUGCCUAGUGGACUCCGUUUCGGUUGAUAGGCUCAUUCUUGAUGAUGUGGUGGGACAGCUUCGGAAAAUUUCGAGCGGAUUUGAAGGUACCUUUGUGCUUCAAGAACCAUCUUCUUCGCAAGUAUUUCUCGUGAACGCCAACAUUUUACUGGCCGAGUUGAGGAACGGCCGUCCGACUGAAACACACUUCAUCACUGCAUCUGACGUACCGAAGCGCAUCCCUUGCCCCAGAGGGGUCAGGAGCGCACUAUCUUUCCUAGAAGAGCGCUUUCGGGACGUGGGGGCUAGUGAUUGCAUCAUUGGCGUGGAUCUUCCACCAAUGUCAACGUCAGACGCGAUCGCACUCGCCGGUUAUCUUCUGGAGUAUCCGGUAUCUUACGCGCCUGUACUCGACACGGCUCAAUCCCAAGUCUUCUUAUCAAACGUACCUUUGAAAUUGGUAAACGUCUCACUAGAAUUGGCAGGUAGACGUUCUCUUUCCCCAGUUCGCUUGCCAAUGUGGUGGCUUUAGGUGAUGAUCAGAUUGCAUCACAUUGUCGUGCGCUAUUCGAGAGUCGCCUACAAAACCCUUUCGCUCCGUGGCUUCGCAAGGCUCUCAUC